Messenger RNA from Symbiodinium natans, 2427 nucleotides. The record is from the annotation of a GenBank genome assembly. Lineage: Eukaryota; Dinophyceae; Suessiales; Symbiodiniaceae.
AUGGCUUCCGGCUGGCUUCGCGGGCUUGCAGGCAGGCCUCUUCAACGAGAGCGCCGGAAGGCAGCUCGGAGCAUACUGGCCCGGGCAAGCGGAGGACUUUGGAAGGGCAUAGCGUGCUUGUGGCAGUCGCUGCCUACUGAUGUGCUGCCGGCUCUUUCGGUUUCCGCAGCCGGCUCCCGCACUUGCGCCGUGGACCGGGAGACCGGCGCAUUGAUCUGCUGGGAGGAAACAGAUGCCUCGGAAUACGACGUGCCUUCAGAGUUGGGCCCCGUGCUGUCUGUGUCUGCAGGUACAGGCCACUUCUGCACCCUCACAGCACUUGGGCAAGUGCUUUGUUUUGGCGCCAAUGAUCAUCUUCAGUGCAGUGUGCCGGCAGACCUGGGCAAGGUGGUGUCAGUAGCCGUUGGUGACCUCCAUACCUGCGUGGUUCGACACACUGGGCAACUUGUAUGCUUUGGGUGGAACGGGUGCGGCCAGUGCGACGUGCCCAAAGGUCUCGGAUCGGUCGUAUCUGUCUCAGCUGGAGCUCAGCAUACCUGCGCGGUGACAUCGACAGGAAAGCUGGUGUGUUUCGGCGGGACUGACGAGGUAGGCCAAUGCCGUAUUCCACCUGAUCUAGGUCCAGUUACCUUCGUGUCUGCGUCUGGACUCCACACGUGUGCUCUUGCAGCCGACUUGAGGUUGAAAUGCUUCGGAUGGAACGGCCAUGGUCAGUGCAACGUGCCUGCGGAUUUAGGGCCUGUCGCAGUUGUUGCCGCAGGUGGGCUGCACACUUGUGCUAUCACGGUCCGUGCGCGGUUGGUAUGCUUCGGGUGGAACGAAUAUGGCCAGUGUGAUGUCCCGGAAGAUUUAGGACCAGUGGUCUCUGUGGCGGCGGGUGGUGGACAUACUUGUGCUUUGACUGUCAGCGGGCAACUGGUCUGCUUCGGCCUGGCACCUCAGGUGGCUACCAAGUCCAAGGGCGUGGAGAGCUUGUCCACGGCCAGGGCAGAUGCGCAGUUGGACCUGGCACAAGCCAUGGAGGACCAUGAUGAGUCGCGUCUUCGGCGGGCACUGGCUGUGGCGGAGAACUUAGAAGUGGCGCCGGAGGAGAUUGCCGCGGCGCGGCGCAUGCUUGAGUUCGAGGUCAACAAAGUCCUUCUGGCGGACGCCAAGCAGAUGCGCUCCUCCAUCCGCCAGCUCGCCCAGCGCGUGGCGCAGGCGGAGCUCCGAAAGCCUGAGGUCCAGGCCCCUGCAGCUCCCCCACGGUUCUCCAAACUUGCGGAGCUGCUGGAGAAGCGUGUUUGGAGCAGUCUCGAGCCCAAGAUUUCGAGUAUUGUCUCCAGUGCAGUGGCGAAAGCGACCGCUCGCAUGGACAAAGCCGAGGGGAGCGGGAGACCCUCUCCUGCUGUAACCUUUGAAGACAUCGACACCGACAAGGAUGGCUUCAUCUCCCGUGAGGAGUUCGCAGCCGCGCAGAAGAAAGGCUUGCUCUCUUCGGGGCCGUUGUGCCCAAAGCCGGCAACUGCGCCUCCGUGUGCCGCGCCCGCCCCUUCACCUCCGGCACAGGAGGUCAGCCACAGGUCGAUCGUCCGACAGGCCCUCUUCACAGCCAUGCAGGGCGCGGCCAAACGCCUCGUGGAGAAGAAGGAGUUUGGAGAGUUGGACACCGACGGUGAUGGCAUCGUCUCACAGAAAGAGCUCGACUCUGCCCUUGUGGACAUGAAUGUUGAAGGCACGGACGCAGAGCAAGCAAAGCAGGAGAUACUGCAGCAUGUGGACAAGGACGGUGAUGGCAUCAUCUCGCGCGCCGAAUUUCAAAGUGCAAAAGCCGACGUUUCAAAGGAGUCUGCUCAGACCGAUGCCGCCAAUGAGCAGUCCGAGAAGAAGCUGGUUGUCCGGAGCAUCCUAAGCAGCAGCUACUCCGAUGCCGCCAAGCGGCUAUUGCAGGCAAAAAACUUCCAGCAGAUGGACCAGGACGGGGAUGGCAGGGUCACCGAGCAGGAGGUCAGCGCGGCGCUUGCGAGCAUGGAAGUGCACGGGCAGGAGGCCGUGCAGGCAACAGCUGAGCUGAUGCAGCAAGUCGACAAGGACGGCGACGGCACGAUCUCCCAGGAAGAACUGAAGCAGGCCAAGGCGGAGGCUGCAGAGCCCACACCAUCGUCCGAGCCGCAGUCGCUGACGAGAAGUGUGCUGGCCUUGACCUACUCAGAUAUUGCCAAACGGCUUCUGGAAGAGAAGACUUUCAAGGAGCUAGACAAGGAUGGCGAUGGAGCUGUUACAAAGGAGGAGUUGGAUGCGAGCCUGGCUGAAAUGAACCUCAACAGCGAGGAAGCAGCGAAAGCAAACAAGGAGAUCAUGGAAAUGGUCGACAAGGACGGGGACGGUGUGAUCUCCAACGUCGAGCUUUCUCAAGCCAAGGCCGAGAUGGCUUCCACUGCGGCCUGA